This is a messenger RNA of Emys orbicularis (European pond turtle), 1665 nucleotides long. RefSeq names its product biotinidase (gene BTD). NCBI's taxonomy places the organism in Eukaryota, Metazoa, Chordata, Testudines, Emydidae. The record is from RefSeq and is a predicted model, not a curated record. Gene Ontology annotation, molecular function: hydrolase activity, acting on carbon-nitrogen (but not peptide) bonds, in linear amides. Gene Ontology annotation, biological process: biotin metabolic process. The transcript has 4 exons.
AUGAGAGGAGCCGCGUGCAGCGCAACAGCCGACCCCGUGAGGGGAGCAGGGGCGGGCUCGAGCUGAGGGGCUGCUCCGGAGGGACUGGGCUGGCAUUUAUGGACAGAGGUCAUGUUGGAAGCCUGCUGUAUAGUUUUUCUUUUCUUUUUCUGCUAUCAAGUUGCCUCAGCAGAAGUUCACAGAGAAGGACAUUAUGUUGCUGCUGUGUACGAACAUCGACCCAUACUGAGUCCUAACCCAGCAACCCUGACUGAUCGACGCUCUGCAUUAGAGUUGAUGAGCAGAAACCUAUAUAUAUAUGAAGAGCAAGUAAUAGCUGCAGCCAAACAGGGGGCACAGAUCAUUGUAUUUCCUGAAGAUGGAAUCCAUGGCUUCAACUUCACUAGAGAGACCAUUUACCCUUAUUUGGAGUUUGUUCCAUGUCCCCAGUCUGUGAAAUGGAAUCCAUGCAGAGAGCCACAUCUGUUCAGCGAUACAGAGGUUCUUCAGCAACUGAGCUGCAUGGCACUGAGGAGCAAAAUGUUUCUAGUGGCAAACAUAGGAGCUAAGCAGCCCUGCGAGUAUAAUGAUCCUCUCUGCCCACCUGAUGGGAGAUACCAGUUUAAUACUGAUGUGGUAUUCAACGCCAAUGGUACUCUGGUAGCCAGAUACCGCAAACAAAACCUGUAUUUUGAAUAUGCUUUCAAUACUCCUCCAGAGGUUGAUCAUGUGCUUUUUGAUACACCUUUUGCUGGCAAGUUUGGCAUGUUCACUUGCUUUGAUAUACUCUUCUAUGAGCCUGCAGUAAGCCUUGUCAAGGAAUACAAUGUGAAGCAGGUUGUGUAUCCAACUGCAUGGAUGAACCAGCUCCCACUCCUGUCCGCUGUAGAAUUUCAACAAGCUUUUGCAACUGCUUUUAAUAUCAACGUUUUGGCAGCUAAUAUCCACCACCCUGCACUGGGUAUGACAGGUAGUGGCAUAUACACGCCAUUAAAGUCUUUCAUCUACCAUGACAUGGAAAGUCAUGAUGGCAAACUUAUAGUAGCAGAGAUCUCCGUGAUGACACCAGAGCGUGAACCCCAACUGGAGAGCAAUGCAAGACCCAGAAAGAGCAUUGAAUACCCCCACAACAAUUUUGCAAGCCUUCACAUAGAUGAUCAGGUUUGCAAUAAGAAGGAACAAAAGGCCCACUGCUGGGUAGCAGAAAAGGAAGACAAAGAAGCCCCUCUGAUAUUUUACAGGGAGAUGAUGUAUGACAAUUUCACUUUGGUUCCUGUAAGGGGAACUAAAGGGGAGCUCCAGGUUUGUGCCAACACCCUCUGUUGUUAUUUAAGUUACCAGAGACCUACUAUAUCUGAUGAAUUGUAUGCUUUGGGUGUCUUUGAUGGGCUUCAUACAGUCCAUGGCACAUACUAUGUUCAGGUUUGUGCCUUAGUGAAGUGUGGUGGCCUCAGCUAUAGCACCUGUGGGCAGGAGGUCACAGAUGCCACUGCUUUGAUAGAUUUUGAGCUGGGGGGAAAUUUUAGUACUUCCUAUAUCUUUCCUCUGCUGCUUAUGUCUGGUAUUAACCUAGACUUCACUGAUCACUUGGGUUGGAAAAACAACUACUAUUUCAUGAGCAAAAGUGGACUAUCCUCUGGUUUAGUGACAGCUGCUUUGUAUGGACGAUGGUAUGAGAGGGACUAG